UAAGAAUUUUUCAUAGCUUUGCAUUGCAUUUUAGACAAUAGACAUUUCGUUUGCAAAUUUUAUUUUUCAAAUGUGUUGAAAAAGGAAUUGUCUUUCUACACAUUUUGUUGAUUGUUUAAAUUACGUAAUUAACGAUUUCGUUGUGAUAUUUGAAGUUCGACAAUCCUACUCCAUCUUUUUUCAUGGUAGAAACUAGGAAUCGAAAAGUGUAGUUCUUGAUAACAAAAUUCUGAAGCUUCAUUAGUUCAUUCUUCGCACUUCGAAUAACUCUUGCCAUUUCUGCUGACACAAUAAUGGAUGUUACCGAAACUAAUUUGAUCACUGGAAUAAAGAAUAUCGAAGUUGAAGAUAAAGGCGAUGAUAAUUUCCAAGAGCCCAGUUCUCCUACUGAUAAAGAUGAUACCAAAUUUUCAAAUUCCUCCGGAAAAGUGGACUUACUAUUCAAAGCAACCGGCAAUGCACCUAUAAUGAAGACAAAAAAAUGGAAAGUUUCUUCUAGUAAAACUAUCGGUGGCAUAACUACUUUCUUGAGAAAUUACCUAAAGUUGAGUCCUUCUGAGAGUUUAUUUUUGUACGUGAAUCAGGCAUUUGCUCCUGCACCUGACCAGAUAAUUAGAAAUUUAUACGAGUGUUAUGGAGCAGAAGGUACACUAGUGAUACAUUAUUGCAAAUCACAAGCAUGGGGAUGAAUCAUCAAAUUCGCAAUUAAAGGACAGCUAUUAUUAUUACUUAUAUAAUUUGUUAUGCGUUACACUUUUGUUACCUACGUGUUCAUUUCAAAACAUUUCCAUCAACUUUUAAAUCAGAUGCAACGUAUAAUUGAGAUCAUUCAUAAUGACAUUCUGAGAAAUAAGU
Molecule: messenger RNA, 855 nt
Organism: Planococcus citri (citrus mealybug)
Lineage: Eukaryota; Metazoa; Arthropoda; Insecta; Hemiptera; Pseudococcidae
Product: autophagy protein 12-like
Exons: 4
Coding region: 294-689 (131 amino acids)
Biological process (GO): C-terminal protein lipidation; autophagosome assembly; nucleophagy
Cellular component (GO): phagophore assembly site membrane; cytoplasm; Atg12-Atg5-Atg16 complex
Source: RefSeq, a predicted model, not a curated record